CCCUGCCCCAUAGACCAGACUGCAAUCUGUGGCUACUCGAACACGCUGAUAUACUGAAUCACACCAUCGGUAGCAAGACAGGAGUGUUUACUCCACAUCUCACAUCCAUGGCGCUGUGUAACGGGGAUAGCAAGCUGGAUAUCGUUGGAGAGCCUAAAGAUGGUUUAUGUUCCUAUGAGGGUGCCGUGGCGAUCCUGGAUGCAGGUGCACAAUAUGGGAAGGUGAUUGACAGGCGGGUGCGAGAGCUUUUUGUCCAGUCAGAGAUUUUGCCUUUGGAGACACCAGCCUUCGCCAUCAGAGAACAGGGUUUCAGGGCCAUUAUUAUAUCUGGAGGGCCAAACUCUGUCUAUGCUGAGGAUGCACCUUGGUUUGACCCAGCCAUAUUUACCAUCGGAAAACCAGUUCUUGGAAUCUGCUAUGGAAUGCAGAUGAUGAAUAAAGUUUUUGGUGGCACAGUGCACAGAAAGAGCGUGAGGGAGGAUGGUGUUUUUAACAUUGUGUUGGACAACUCCUGUUCUCUUUUCAGGGGAUUGCAGAAGGAAGAACCCGUUCUGCUGACACAUGGUGACAGUGUCGACAAAGUAGCAGAUGGAUUCAAAGUUGUCGCCCAGUCUGGAAACAUUAUUGCAGGCAUUGCUAAUGAGCAGAAAAAAUUGUACGGGACUCAGUUUCAUCCAGAGGUGGAUCUGACCGAAAGAGGGAUGGACAUGCUCCGCAGUUUCCUGUUUGAGAUUGCUGGCUGCAGCAGUAACUUUACUGUACAGAACCGUGAACUGAACUGCAUCAGGGAGAUCAGAGAGAAAGUGGACAAAUCCAAAGUUCUGGUGUUAUUGAGUGGUGGUGUAGAUUCCACUGUAUGCACAGCCCUGCUGAAUAAAGCCCUGAAUCAGGAGCAAGUGAUUGCUGUUCACAUCGAUAAUGGCUUUAUGAGAAAGCGAGAGAGUCAGAGUGUUGAAGAAGCAUUGACUAAACUUGGCAUCAAUCUCAAAGUGGUAAAUGCAGCACACACCUUCUACAAUGGCACAACGACCCUGCCAAUAUCAGAGGAGGACCGCACACCCAGGAAACGCAUCAGCAAGACGCUCAACAUGACCACAAAUCCAGAGGAGAAGAGAAAGAUCAUUGGGGAUACGUUUGUAAAAGUGGCCAAUGAGGUGAUUGGAGAGAUGAAUCUGAAGCCAGAGGAUGUGUUCCUGGCACAAGGCACGCUCAGACCAGACCUUAUUGAGAGCGCCUCUCACCUUGCUAGCGGGAAGGCAGAAGUUAUCAAAACACACCACAACGACACCGAGCUUAUCCGCAAACUCCGAGAUGAGGGAAAAGUAAUUGAACCGCUGAAAGAUUUCCAUAAAGAUGAAGUGAGAGCUCUAGGUCGAGAGCUAGGGCUUCCUGAAGAGAUCAUCUCUCGACACCCCUUUCCUGGUCCAGGCCUGGCCAUUAGAGUGAUCUGUGCUGAUGAGCCUUAUAACAGUAAAGACUCUGCUGAAACAAGUAAUAUCCUGAAAAUCAUCACAGACUUCUCUGCCAGUGUCAAAAAGCCACAUACCCUUCUUCAGAGAGUGAAGUCCUGCAUAUCAGAUGAGGAGGAAGAUAAACUGAUGCAGAUCACCAGCCUUCAUUCACUAAAUGCCUUUCUGCUGCCAAUCAAAACUGUUGGUGUCCAGGGUGACUCUCGGUCAUACAGUUAUGUUUGUGGUGUGAGCAGUAAAGAGGCUCCUCACUGGGAUUCAUUGAUGUUCCUGGCCAGACUCAUUCCUCGAAUCUGCCACUCCAUCAACAGAGUUGUUUACGUCUUUGGGUCAUAUGUGAAGGAGCCGCCUACUGACAUCACACCCACCUUCCUGACCACUGGUGUACUGAGCACACUAAGACAGGCAGACUUUGUAGCACACACCAUUUUGAGGGAGUCUGGCUACUCGAGUAAGAUCAGUCAGAUGCCAAUCAUCCUCACCCCAAUGCACUUUGAUCGUGACCCGCUGCAGAAGCAGCCAUCCUGCAGACGAUCUGUCAUCAUCAGAACCUUCAUCACCAGUGACUUCAUGACCGGUAUUGCUGCAACUCCAGACAUCCAAAUCCCUGAAGAGGUGGUUCUAAAAAUGGUCAACGAAAUCAAGAAAAUCCCAGGCAUCUCAAGGGUGAUGUAUGACCUGACAUCCAAACCACCAGGAACCACUGAGUGGGAGUAGAGAGGACUAUUCAACCUUCUGACUUCUUGUCGCCACCUCUUCUACCUCCCCCUUACCCAGUACUGCUACAUUCCCCUCCAACCCCAUUUUAUCCGCUCCUGCGACCCCCCCCUUUAGGCACGCUGCCCUGUCAUUGUCCCACUAAGACCGGAACAUUCCCUACAAUGGCAGGCUGUACUGUGAUUGCCACAAAUUUUUCUCCACUACUUCAGUUCCGCCUCAUUUUCUAGGGUUGGUUGUAAUAUUAGUAUUACUAUUAUUAUUGUUCUUAUCCUCAUUGAUGACACAUUGAUUUUUUUUUUUUCAGCUCUCUGUGUUUAAUGCAUUGUGACGGGUCACUCCAUAAUCUAUAUUGUAGCCACCGAAGGUCUAAGGUCAUAUUAGGGCAGUUAACUGUCCAAGCGCAGCAUGACACACACGCAACUUUUUUAUCGAAUUUGAUUCUGCAUUAAGGAUGAAGUUCAAUGUCUUGUUGCUUUUUGCCUUCUUUUAGCUUGCUUUUACUAAACCGGAUCGUGCAGUGUUGAUUUUUGGUUUUGAUUUCUUACCUGAUCUCUUCUACAGAAGUGGCAGGGGAAGAAUAGCAGUAGUAGCGCACACACCCAUUGAAACGUGACCAAUCAAUGUUUUCAACUUUAUUUGCCAAGUACAGAUAAGUUCAGACAGUAAGAUCAGAGGGCUUUGUUUUUGGAUUGCCGCUAACGCUGUGGAAGGCACUGUUAUAACACAGAGGUUUUUGCUGUGAAGGAGACUCCAAACGUAGGAGGCCUCCUGGAACUUGUGCCUGUUUUAUCUUUAUAUUUUUGGUUAUUUUGUUUUUCAGGGAUGUGAAACUUUAUUUUAUGCUGCAUUGUUUUUAAUUUUUCAAGAAAAGGAUUAUUGACGUUUGAAUAGUGACAUGUCAGAAAAAGAAGAAAAAAAAAUUACUUAUGUCUGCAUUUUACACCAAUAUUAUGAGUUUGCCUGGGCUGGUCUUGUAUACGAGUGAGAUCAGCAGUGUUCUUAUUUUCACCAAUAAAGGCCUUGGUAUUUUCUUGUGCUAGGUAGAGCAAUAGUGUUUCCAAAGGCAAAAGAAAAGAGAUUAUUACAGAGGAAUAAGGAAUAGGAGAUUGAUGGGACUCUUUACCUGUGGGGCAACACCCAUAUAGGUCUUUUCCCUUUGAGUCAGUUUGAGCUUAACAGAAUUUGGACCAUGAGUUUGUGUCAAUGUAGGAGUCCUGUGGGUUUGGCCUCGUUAAUAUUCCACUCCUUUAAUUGAAGCGUGUUCUUAUAUACAAUACAUAGAGAAAGGGGAUCAUUUGGGCACUAAUGGAGAUCUAUGUCCAGCCCUCUGUCUAAUUUAUGAUGUAGAGAAUUGUUGUGAUAUAAAUAACAUGCUUGGUAUUUAUUGUCUUUAAACCCUCUGUUGUCACAAUGGCAAAAAAUGAAAUGCAAGAUGAACAACCUCUUUGUCUUAAUUGCAAACCUUGUUCUUAAUGUAUUUUUUCUCAGUGUCACCUUUAUCAUAUGUAUAUUUUACUUGUCUAUUAAAAUACAAAUAAACUGCAAUAUUAAAUGAUAUUCAGUUUCAUUUAUGCAAAUCUGUUGAUUUUUCUGCCCCCAUUUUUGUGUAAAAAGGCUGUUUUAGUAUUGUGCCUCAGACCAAGCCAACGCAUGCAGUUUGAAACCAAUAUUUGUAUAAUGCAAACUGAGCUUUAAUAAAGGACUCCCAUGUUCAGAUU
Messenger RNA from Xyrauchen texanus (razorback sucker), 3907 nucleotides. RefSeq names its product guanine monophosphate synthase (gene gmps). Gene Ontology annotation, molecular function: ATP binding; GMP synthase activity; GMP synthase (glutamine-hydrolyzing) activity. Gene Ontology annotation, biological process: GMP biosynthetic process. The record is from RefSeq and is a predicted model, not a curated record. Bases 108 to 2186 code for a protein of 692 amino acids. Gene Ontology annotation, cellular component: cytosol. Lineage: Eukaryota; Metazoa; Chordata; Actinopteri; Cypriniformes; Catostomidae. The transcript has 16 exons.